This is a messenger RNA of Sceloporus undulatus (fence lizard), 903 nucleotides long. Its product is annotated as zinc finger protein 24-like. Bases 439 to 903 code for a protein of 154 amino acids. NCBI's taxonomy places the organism in Eukaryota, Metazoa, Chordata, Lepidosauria, Squamata, Phrynosomatidae. The record is from RefSeq and is a predicted model, not a curated record. The transcript is spliced from 4 exons.
AGCUGGCUUCCUAGAGGGGAAGGGUGAAAGAGAUAGAAAGUCAUUCCUAUUGUGGUAGAGUUCAAGGAACAGAGCUGGCUUCUAGAGGGGGAGAGAGGAGUUUAGUCCUCCAGAGCAAAUCCACUUUUGUUGCUUCCCCUCUGAAAGAUCAGCUGUUCUUCUGCCUCCCCCCUUUCUCCCCUUACUCCUCCAAUUGUGGAGUUGUCUGUCUUUGUUGCUCUUGGUGUGUGGAUGCAGCAAAAAUAUUUGCAGCAGAGGCAUAACGUAAAACAACAGACUUUAUAAAGUACAAUACAGGAGUUCUGGAAGAGCUGCAUGGAGAGCCUUUGAAUGGGGAAAGAAGAGUCAGUAGUGCUUUGACUCCAUUGGAGAAUUAAUUGAUUGGAGCUUUUAAAAUAUAAAUAUAAAAUAUAAAUAUAAAUUAAGUAAGGAUCAAAGAUGUAUGAGGAAGACUCCAUUGGCCCUGAAGAAGACAAAAACUCUGAUACCAUCAAGAAUGAGGAAAGUGAGGAAUUCUGGGAAGAAAAGAUGCAGACGUUCCUGGGAGAAGACAUUGUUAACUUGGACACAGAGCGACAACGCUUCAGGCAGUUGUCUUAUGAGGAGGCCGAGGGACCCCGAGAGGUUUGCAGCCUUCUUCAUGAUCUCUGCCGGCAGUGGCUGAAGCCAGAGAAACAGACCAAAAAUCAGAUCCUGGACCUGGUGGUCCUGGAGCAGUUCCUGAGCAUCUUGCCCCCGGAGAUGGAGAGCUGGGUCAGGGAAUGUGGGGCAGAGACCUCUUGUCAGGCAGUGGCCCUGGCAGAAGGUUUUCUCCUGAGUAAGAAAGAGGACAAGAAGUGGAAAGAGGAGCAGGUGAGAGCAUUUUGGAAACAGGACACCCGCUCCGUCCAGGGAGUUUCAUGA